GUUACAGAGAGUGAAGUCUAUAAACAUUCGGAAGUGCCUUGGUCCUUGACACACAUUUAUGCUCAGGUACCAUUUAAUAUUACAGGCAGACUGAAACCCUCACAUGGCUAACCAUCUCUCCUUCCUCCUCCUCAUCUUCUACAGAGUCUCAGCAGUCAGCCAUGUGUCUGUGCAGACAGGAGGCUCCAUCACCAUCCCAUGUAGCUAUGAUCAGUAUUACAUAAACCAUGUGAAAUACUGGUGUAAAGGGUAUGGUUGGACUAUUUGCUCCUCUGUAGUACGCACUGACCAUCCUAAGAGCACUGAUAGGGCCUCAAUCUCUGAUGACAUCGCCCAGAAAGUCUUCACUGUGAUCAUGACUGAUCUGGAGCCAGAGGACUCUAAUACUUACAGGUGUGUUGUGGAGAUCAAUGGAGGAACAGAUAGCAUGAUACAAUUGUUCUACCUAUCUGUCACUCCAGCAACCCAAGAUCCAACCACUCAACAACCCUCUGCCUCUCCAACUGCUGAGCCUGUUCAGAAUGACAACACAAGUCAAGGAGCUGAGGGGAACAUGGAGGAAGUCCACCAGAGGUCCAUAGAUGUGAAAGUCCUACUCAUCUCUCUGGGCAUGUUGGUGGUGGUGACAGCUGGUAUCCUAGUAACAUGGAAGAUGUGGAGAAAGCAUAAGAACAAUAAGCCCAAGGACCAGACAACUAACAACUCAGUGGUUGUGGUAAGGACAUUGAAAUGUUGGUAUCAUUAUGGUAAGUGUGGAAAUAAGUAUAGCCAGUUAUAA
This is a messenger RNA of Salmo salar (Atlantic salmon), 778 nucleotides long. Lineage: Eukaryota; Metazoa; Chordata; Actinopteri; Salmoniformes; Salmonidae. The record is from RefSeq and is a predicted model, not a curated record.